Gambusia affinis (western mosquitofish) is the source of this 1363-nucleotide messenger RNA. RefSeq lists its product as uncharacterized. Gene Ontology annotation, biological process: response to bacterium. The transcript has 6 exons. Lineage: Eukaryota; Metazoa; Chordata; Actinopteri; Cyprinodontiformes; Poeciliidae. Bases 47 to 1111 code for a protein of 354 amino acids. The record is from RefSeq and is a predicted model, not a curated record.
GGUAAGAGGACAUCAAAUAUGCGAGAAGAGAAAUAACUGUACCACAAUGAUUGCAAGACUGGCUGCAAUGAUUGUUCUCAGCGUGGCACUUCUUUUUCAUACUGUUGAGGCUUCCCACCGGAUCAGCUUAACUCUGGUAAACAUCGGUGAUGAUAUAACAUUUGACUGCAACGUUUCUGAGAAGGAGCUUAAAUUUGUUAACUGGUAUAAGCAAUCUCUUGGACACAUGGUUGAAAUAGUGGCUUCUGUGAUCCUUCAUCAAACAACAAUAGGGGAAAAAUUUAAAGGCUCUCACUUUGCAAUAACACCAAAAGGGACUAGUUAUGAUCUCACUAUCUUCAAUAUCAGCAAAGAGGAUGAAGCAGCAUAUUUCUGUCACAUUGGAACAACAUAUGCACAGAAGUUCAUCAGCGGCACUUUCCUAGCUGUGAAUGAUGAUAAACAGAGGAAAUCUCUCUACUUGAAACAACAUCCAAAGACUGAAUUGGUUCAGCAGGGAGAGACAGUAACUCUCCAGUGUUCACUUCUCUCCAACAAUAAAGAAAAGUCCCAGUGCCCAACUAAACCCAGUAUGUACUGGUUCAGAACUGAAUCAGAACGAUUCCAUCCAGGCAUCAUUUAUACUCAGAGGAACAUCAGCGACAAAGACUUGGCAAGAAGCUGUUCUUACAGUUUAUCUGUACGAGACUCCUCUGAUGCUGGAAUUUACUACAGCGCUGUGGUAGCAUGUGGAUCAAUCGUGAUUGGUGAAGGAACCAAUGUGGGGAUAAAGCAAGACGUUGACAGUCUUGUCAUUAUACUUGGAGGACUGUUGGUCUGCUGUGCUAUUCUUAUAGUCCUCCUAAUUUUCUACAUUAAACUGAAACAAAAGUGUGGACAAGGCAAAGGUCAAAAUGGUGGUACCCGUCUGGUAGAGGAUGACAAAUCAGAAGUUGUUCACACAAGAAACUUGGAUGGUGAAACCAUAGAAGCAAACUAUGCAUCAGUGCAAACCCGGGUUAGAAGGUCCAAUGAGAAGAAAAAUCUUCUUGAACAAUGUGUUUACUCCUCUGUCAAAUCAGAUGGUCACCAAAAUCAGCUCUCCUCACUCCUGUCAUUACAUCACUCUUAAUAUUUGAUGCUCUUCUUUUUGAGCAUAUUUCAGUAACAUAAUUUGUAAUGCAAAAUCCUGUUUUUUUUUCUUUUUCUUAUUUGUUCAUCUUGUAGUAUCAGUGUGUUGACACGAAAAAAAAACAGCCAUUCUAUAUUCCAUGGAUCACACCAAGUAAUUUGUUUUUGCCGAAAUCAACUAAAUUGCACAGAAUUGUAAAUUAUGUUGACAAAUAUGUAACAGAAUAAAAGCUGAAUAAAUUAUUGCAAUAGA